AUGGGAUUGGGGAAAACGAUUCAAGUAAUCACUUUCUCCGAGCUCUUCUUUCGUGCCACCGAAACACGGAAAAUCUUGGUAGUCGUGCCGAUAAAUACCAUUCAAAAUUGGUACGCCGAGUAUCGGGAAGUGGAUGCCAGAGCGAAUAUAAUGAGGAUGGAGAACCGAUCCGAAAAUUCCAAGUGUUCCUUCUCGGCGAUGCGAUCAAAGGAAUUGAACAAAGGACAAAAUGAUAGAUUCAAUAAAGAGAACUUUGCUUUUGGAAGAUUGGCAUCGAGAUGGUGGUGUGCUUCUCAUCGGAUACGAAAUGUUCCGACUCAUUCUCCUCAAUUCGACAAAACCCAAAAAGGAGAAAAAGAGCAAAAUGAAGUUAAACUCAUCGACUUCAAGUCUACAAAGCGUGAAAGAGAGCCAAGA
Mesorhabditis belari is the source of this 417-nucleotide messenger RNA. Lineage: Eukaryota; Metazoa; Nematoda; Chromadorea; Rhabditida; Rhabditidae. The record is from the annotation of a GenBank genome assembly.